Messenger RNA from Fulvia fulva, 831 nucleotides. RefSeq lists its product as uncharacterized. Lineage: Eukaryota; Fungi; Ascomycota; Dothideomycetes; Mycosphaerellales; Mycosphaerellaceae. Bases 1 to 831 code for a protein of 276 amino acids. The transcript has 2 exons. The record is from RefSeq and is a predicted model, not a curated record.
AUGCUCUUACUUCACGGGCCAACGAUUGUCUUAUAUCUUUGUGUUUUCCUUUUAUUGACCCAGCUGUUCCACGGACACCCUGACCGCCCUGGGUACUACAGUGUAGUAACGUCGCCAGAGUCCCUCCCUACGAAGGCCCCAAACACCAUCGAAGACCUUCAAACCAUUCUAGACGAUGUCGCGAGCUUGAGAUUGAAUGUACUGUAUUUUACCGAAGAUAUUGGGACUCGAUUAAUGUCAAUAGAGGCGCUGCUUAGCAGCCUCGUAGCUCAGGGUGCGAGCCUCUCAGCGCCAUCAAUCAUCCCUAACACUUACCCAAUAGAUGUACCGUUGCCGUACGAGACCCCGCCGCCAUAUCCAACGCCACAUAAUGGAUCGUACCACGGCACUGGUAUCACAGCCGGCCCAACUGGAACGGGAUAUAGCUAUUGGCAACCCACACCUUCACCGACCUCUUCCGACGCAUGGGAUUCGCAGGUCACCAGCAACAUUGCAGUGCAUCACCGGAUCUUCGACAACAGCGCCCCCCUUUCGAAUUUAUGUGACGACUCGAAUGUCAACAUCGUCAUCCUAGACUUUCUCUUCACCUUUGCGAACCUCACAGAAGGAUGGCCGGACAUGUGGUCAGGAAAGAAGAUUUUGCUCAGACUGGGCCAAGCCGUACCGGGCACCAACUUCGAUGUCGCUGAGGCUGAGCUCCUUGCUGAACAGAUGUGGAACCUGUUCGGCCUCAAGAGUCCGGACUACAACGGACCACGCCCGAUAGGAGACGAUGUCACCGUAGAUGGCUUCGAGAUGACGCUGAACAUUGAUAACCCGGAUCAGCCAUGA